AUGAUUGUAAUAUCAGCGGCUACAAUUGUUGGCGUUAUAACGUCUGUUAUUGUGGCUGGAAUAAUCGUUAGUAAGCAAAGCGGACCUUUUCGAGAGACUAAAAUCGUGCUGAAAUUGCCGGCACAUGUUGUUUUAAACAGAUUUAUUGAACCAUACGAACUACCAUUGUUUUAUAAUGCACUUGAAACAAUGAAUAUCUGUACUGAAGAUAUUAAAAAACUUCUGAAAACUAAAUUUGGAGAUAAAUUUGUUAAUCUUAAACUCAUAUACUUUUCACCGACACCUAAUAUUACAUAUAGUGAAAAAAAAAAGUUGAUAUCCAAGAGGAAAGUCUUACAUCAAUACGACGGCAAUUCUAAUAGUGGAGAACCAACAGCAACACUACAAACAGCAGGCAAGUCAACAGUAUAUCCUGCAAAUAGUUCUAUAGCGGAAGAUACAACAUCGAGUAAGUGUACAAUUUUAGUCAUAACUUCAUAUUCUACAGAUACUUUAGAGGAAAACACCAAUGGCUUUGCCCACACAACAGCUAGAAUAUCUAAUGCUCCACAGCCAGUAGACAUGAAAUCAUCAGUUAUUGGUUUCUCCUCAAUAUCAGAAUACACUGACGAUCAAAACCAUCUGACAACAACACCUGUACGAUAUACUUCGGAUAAAAUAUCUCAGUUCUCAUCAACAACGUCGACUAUUUUUAACAUUAAUACAAGUCGAUGUAAUACUUCUCAUAAUGCAAUUGGUCACCCAUCCAUUAAAUCAUCAAAAAUGUUUCUAUAUUUUCAUGUUAGAAAUGGUGAAACUAUAUUAGUUCCAGAAAUUAUAGAUGCACUUAAAGAUUCGAAACCAACUAUUGUGGUAUUUACCAGAUGUGGAGAACCAAGCACCAAAACAAGUUCUUUCAACCAGGCAUUGUCCAAAAUUGAAUCACCCACUCAAGUUGAUAUUGACCUAGAAGCUAUAAAGACUCAACCAAGCAUCCCUUCCGCAUUGCAAGCAAGUGUCACUAAAAAAGCAGAAGAAGCAGUAGCAGCAGCUAUAGCAGCCAAUGAGCUUCAGCUGCCGAUAAAUACUACAACAACAACAUCUACUACACCUACAACUACUACCACAGCAACUGUUACAACAUCAGUAACUACUGCUACAACUAGUACUACAACAUCAAAAGCUGCUGCAACAACAGAAGCUGCUACGACAACAGAAGUUGCUACAACAUCAACUAAUACUACAACAACAGCAACUACUACUACAUCAAGAGUUAGUACAGCAAUAGUUAUUAUUACAACAUCAGAAGCUCCUACAACAUCAACAACAACAAGUACUACUACAACAGAAACUGUUACAUCAGUGGAGACUGAUACAACAACAACAACAACUACUACUACUACUACAACAGAAGCUGCUACAACUAGUAUUACAACAUCACAAGCUGUUACAACAACAGUAACUGCUACAACAUCAAUUAAUAUUACAACAACAGCAAUUAGUACUACAUCAACAGCGAGUGCAGCAAUAGUUACUAUUACAUUAUCAGAAGCCCCUACAACAUCAACAACAACAACUACUAUAACAACAGAAGUUGUUACAUCAGCGGAGGCUGAUACGACAACAACAACAACUACUACUACUACAGAAGGUGCUACAACAACAGAGAUUGUUACAACAAUAACAGAAGCGACUACAACAGUAGAAGUUGAUGCAACAACAACAGAAGCUACUAAAACAUCAGAGGUGGAUACAACAAUAACAGGAGUUGCUACAACACCAGAGAUUGAUGCAACAACAUAG
Molecule: messenger RNA, 1782 nt
Organism: Rotaria sp. Silwood2
Lineage: Eukaryota; Metazoa; Rotifera; Eurotatoria; Philodinida; Philodinidae
Source: the annotation of a GenBank genome assembly